UUGAACUAUGAUCGUUCACCAUUCGGAGUUAUUUCUAAAUCUUUUCUUUUUUCCACCGUGAAAUUCCAGUUUGAAGAGCAAGAAGAUUCUGAAAGCGACUUCGCGGAAGAACUGCAUAAGCGCGAUCAGAAUCCGUCUCAUCAUGCAGAUAAUGUGUCUGUACCGCCAGAAAUGGGCGAGAAAAAUGAUGAGGAAGAGGAGCGGGAGGAGCUGUCCUUCUUAUUGUUUUAUUCAGAAAUGGCAGACUUGCCCCUGGCUAAAGUUCGAGAAAUCAAAGAAAAGCUUGGUUUAAAGUUGUUCAACAAAGCUUAUUUCGGCACAGAAGCUAAUGACGACACUAAAGAACAGCUUAAAAAGAAAGCAAAAGAUGAGGAAAAGGAGGAGCACCGUCCAAAGGAAAUCUCGUCAAAGAAACCCGUUUCAGUCUUUCGGCCUCUGUAUCAGGACAUGAAAAGGAAGAAAAGGGACCCACGAUUUGACAGUCGAGCAGGCAUGUUCAAGGAGAGGUGUUUCGAAGACAAUUACAGUUUCCUGAAUGAUCUGAGAAGACAAGAGAGAGAGGUCACGGCUGAGUGUGAUGAACAAGGAGACACUGAAAUGAGCAAAUCUAAGGCUAUUCGUCGAAUGGAUAAUCGUGAACGGACAAAGGCUGAACGGAAGUUGAAGGAGGAAACGUUCAAGGAGCUGCGUCAGGAGAACAUUGAACGUAUGAUGCGAGGAGAAAGACCUGUUUUCAAGACGAAAGCAAAGGUUCGAUUGAUGCAAAUGGAAAAGAAGUUUGCACAAUUGAAGAAGGAUAAUAAGCUUGAUAAUUACAUGAAGAGAAAAGCGAAGAAAGAAGCUCGCAAAGAAGCGAAGAGGAAGCCCGAUUUUGAGCAUAAAUACGGAUAUCAGGAGUGA
Messenger RNA from Haemonchus placei, 900 nucleotides. The record is from the annotation of a GenBank genome assembly. Lineage: Eukaryota; Metazoa; Nematoda; Chromadorea; Rhabditida; Trichostrongylidae.